Acanthaster planci (crown-of-thorns starfish) is the source of this 3975-nucleotide messenger RNA. RefSeq names its product ras-related protein Rab-21-like. The record is from RefSeq and is a predicted model, not a curated record. Gene Ontology annotation, biological process: Rab protein signal transduction. NCBI's taxonomy places the organism in Eukaryota, Metazoa, Echinodermata, Asteroidea, Valvatida, Acanthasteridae. Gene Ontology annotation, molecular function: GTPase activity; GTP binding.
UUAACAAGGGAGGCCGCCAUCUUGUGACUGAACUCGUUCAACAUGCAAGAAGUCGGGAACGUAUCCUGAGCGAGUGUGAUAAUCACAGUUGAAAGUGCCCCGAUUGGAAGAUUUCAGUGAAGAUUUUGAACACCCACAAAUCAUUAUUAGUGUUUAUAAGGAGUACUGACUCAAAUUUCCCCUGAAAAAAUGGCGACAGGGGGUGGAGGAGGCAAGAAUUUCAAAGUCGUCUUACUUGGCGAGGGGUGUGUGGGGAAAACGUCACUUGUACUGCGUUAUGUUGAAAACAAAUUCAACGACAAACACCUUUCAACAUUACAGGCAUCCUUCCUCAACAAGAGGCUGAACAUUGGUGGCAAAAGAGUUAAUUUAGCAAUAUGGGACACAGCUGGACAAGAGAGGUUUCAUGCACUGGGACCCAUCUACUACAGAGACAGCAAUGGGGCAAUAUUAGUCUAUGAUAUCACAGACGAAGACUCAUUCUCUAAGGUCAAAAACUGGGUGAAGGAGCUGAAGAAGAUGUUGGGAAAUGAAAUUUGUCUUUGUAUAGCAGGAAACAAGAUAGAUCUUGAAAAACAAAGAAAUGUGUCCAUUGGGGAGGCAGAGGCCUAUGCUGCUCAAGUUGGUGCAAAACAUUACCUAACGUCAGCAAAACUCAACAAAGGCAUCGAGGAGAUGUUUUUGGACCUUAGUAAAAGAAUGCUAGAAUCAACGCCUUCAGAUGAUCUAGGGAGAGGCACAUCAUCGUCAAGGUCUUCAAGAAAGACGGUCACCAUCGUAGAUGAUGAGGAGGCACCAAAGCAGGGCGGUGGGAGUUGCUGUUCAUAAAUGAUUCUGUCCUGCCCACCCCUUCCUCCUCCUUCCCUGAUUCUGUGGCACAGUGUCAAUCUUCUGCACGUCUCCUGAUGUAUAUAAAUACAAUGCUAUCGCCAUUAAAAACAAAACUUAAUUGUGUAUAUUUAAUCAUAGAAAAUGCAGUCUCCUACAAAUAGGAUAUCAAAUCUGGGGGACUGGCUUUUGACAGCAGGUACCCCGGGGGAAAACGCAGCCCUGGUAGAAUACUAGCAUUUUCAAACUGAUGAACUGUAUUCAUAAUCUAUCAGUUCAGAAAUUGCUUGAGGGCACCUGUCGGUUUGGGAUGAGGUCCUACUACUGAUAGUUCUAGAAAGUGACAGUCUUGUCUGCUGGCUUGAGACAAGAGCUGUGUUCAUGAGAAGAUUACGGGAUAAAGAAAGAGUGAAAGUCCCAUUUUUUUUAGUCAAUGAUUUGUCUGCCCUAACCUUGUUAUUCCUUUCCAAAACCCUCAAAUUUUUGGGUGUAAAAUAACUCCAAUUUGUAAACUACCAAUUAUUUAUUAUUCCAAAUUACUCACUAAUAUUUAAGAUAUGCUGUUAAUGCAGACUCCUAUCUUAAAAGGAAAGCCACGCUUGCUGUCAAUUUUGUUAAUGUCUCCAAUCUACAAGUAUUUUAGUAUAUGAGAAGUUUGUAACAGACUUGUACAUUGGUCAGACUCGUGUCCACAUUGCAGACGUGGCCCUACUGAUAAUGUCAGAAGGGAUUAAAGAAAGUCUGAUCAUUUGUCAGUUAGGAUCUGAAUGUCAGACCUUUGGGGGAAUCGGUUGGGGGGAAAAAGAAAAGAAAACAGGUAGUUUAUAAUAUUCGGGGGGGGGGGAAUUUCUGAAAUUUUGGAAAAUGUUGCGAAGUUUUUAUUUGCAACAAAGUCUCAGGACAUUUCAGCACUAGAAAGGGCAGAUUCUUCGGUGGUUCAGCUGAGAUUGUUGGAGCCAAAUUCCCCAGCCAGCUCUACUCCUCUAACCUCUCUGCAAGAACCACACUUGCUCACAUGAGAAUGUAUUUCAAGAGAAGCAUAUAUUCAAGGUUAUUUCCAUGCAGUAAUGCGUGCGUCAGCCUGUUGUCAGGUGUCCAGAUUUCCUGUUUUUGAGUCCCUGUCCAUUCAGCAUUGUAAAGCUGUGUUUGAUACAUGAUCCAUUUUUCCAUUCAAUUUGAUUUUCAGAGCCUGCUUUAUUUUUCAGAGCAUCAGGGAAUUAAAUGUGAUGGGCUUUUCUCUUACCAUAUUGCUUGUGAGUGAUGUUGUCUACUCUGACUACAUCUCACAACCAAAUUUGAGGACAUUUGAGAUGGCGGUACCCAACAGUUUUUGUUUUGUUUUUGAUCCUUUUUGUGCAAACAAAGACAAUUAUUUCUAUUUGUCAAAUACAGGCAGAGGUUGUCUUCAUUACUGCCUAUUUGUUUCCUUUUAUUGAAAAGCAAUUUGAUAGCUGGAAUUGUAAGAUCCAUUUGAUUUGAUACCUAAGACACUUAGUUUCAUAAUAAGAUACUCUGUAAGAUUUCUGUGUGCAAGAGAUAAAAUGACAUUUGAACGACAUACAUGGGAGCAGUUUUUUACAUCACCGUAAAAAAAAGGGAAAAGGAAAGUGUUGCCUCAGUAAGGCUUAUGUAACUGAAGAAAUGUUUUGUAUUUCAUAAUAUCCAACUGCUCUUCUCGUUGGAUGUGAAACAAGUUGCACAAUGAAGAGUUGAAAAGGAUUCUCCACCUUACACAAUUUGGCGGUCGGCUCUGUUGUGCACUUGUAAAUGUUAGACACGUAAUAAUAAGGGAAAUAGGGUCUAAUGGUCAUACCUUAUCUGGGCAAUUUGAUUCAUUGCCACAACAUAAGACCAGGGCAGGCCUUACAUGGCCUUCCCUGUAGAAGGUAAUGCAUUUAAAGAUUCAAGAAAUCCUGCGCCCCUUUUAUUCAUUUAAUCUGUAAAAAAAAAAAAGAAAUGAAUUUUUUUUCUUCACCUUUUUCUGUCUUCAACCUGAGUAUCACUACCAUGCCCUUCCAGUCUUCUAUAGUUUCUAUCAGGCUGAGUAAGCCCAGGUCAAGAGAGGUCAAUCUGCAUGGAUUGUGAAUGGUUGUGGAUGCCGCAGUAGUUUUUAUUUUUGUCGGAUUGUUCAUGACAGACUUUGAGAACCACUCUUUCGCUAGUGGUUAUUUUAUAGUUACGUGUUAAAAUAGUGCAUAUUACUGCAUGGAAUAUGUUUUUAUGUACAUGUAAUUUCAUUUGUUUGGGUUUUAUUGUAAGAUGUCAAAUUCCAACCUUUACUUGGCAAGGCAAAGUUGACUCUUCAUUUUCAGUUUCUGUGAGGCAGAAAGGUUGAAAUAUGUUGCAUUCUAGUGCAUUUGGAUAUUAAGAAGAGAUAUAUAUCGAUGUAGAAAUUAACUUGUUGUUGUAGAAGUGGGUGAUAUAAUUUAGAAAAAAAAUUAGCAAAAAAAGCCAAAGUUGAUUUCCAUUCCUGCAUUUUUCCUUUUCCUGUUGCUUCCAUUUUGGAAUAUGUGACAAUUAAGUAGUGCACCACUGGCGCAAGAUUUUGAGCCUUGCAGUUACCUACAUGCGCAACUUCUGAGAGUGAACUUCGGGGCACUCUUUUUACUAUCCAAACCUUUCUGUCAGUCACUGAGAUACUUACUCCAUGGAAGCUGUUGUAUCGGCCUACAGGGUUUGAUGACGGUGCAUAUCACUCCCAUUAGAACUGCCUCCAGCUACUCUGGUUUUGUAAUGGGAACAAUUUGAAAGGAACAAUUAGGAGUAAGUGGUGUUUCAGAAAAGAGGAAGGUUUCACGUAGUUGGCAUUGAUUGCGACACACAGAAGAGGCGUAUUUGGCUUUGUUAGUAACAAGAUUUGUGAGCAAUGCUCACUUGGACUGACAGUCAGUUCCCCCAAUCUAAUGCAGCAACACAAGUGAAUGCUGGUGAUGUGAAAUUUCUGCUCUACUCAAGUGUUGCAGGUACAUAUACAAAUGCAGUUGCUUGUCUUGACUUUUUUCAUAGUGGGACAUAGGGCGUUUAAGUUUGGUUGGAGUUUGACAUUUGACCUUGACAAAUAUAUAUAUAAAAUAUGUACAUACAGUGCCAACAGAAAGUAUCUUGGUGUUAAUCAAUGGUCAAUUAAAACUAUUUGCUAUAAAUGAA